CUAUAUAUAUAAAGGGCACGACAGCAAUAUAAAACGAGUGAAAAAGUUCAGAGUGAAGGGAAAAAAAAAAAAAAGAAUAAAUCGAUCUGCUUGGAUGGUUCGAUCGCAUGGCUUCCUCUAAUCAUCCUCCUUCUCAUCGCACUCACGUUCCUCUCCCAUCUGACUCAGGUGGCAAUCCAUUUGACGAUGAAGCUCCUCCGGUUCCUAUCCAUAUAGUGACCAAUGCUUCUCAGCUGCCGGCGGAGUUCUUGAACCCUUCACCGGAGAAGCAGUUGGUUGUAGGUUUUGACUGUGAGGGCGUUGACCUUUGUCGCAAUGGCACUCUUUGUAUUAUGCAGCUUGCAUUUCAGGAUGCCAUUUAUUUAGUUGACGCCAUUGAGGGUGGAGAAGUGCUUAUAAAUGCCUGUAAGCCUGCACUUGAGUCUAGUUACAUCAAAAAAGUUAUUCACGAUUGCAAACGAGAUAGUGAGGCAUUGUACUUCCAAUUUGGCAUCAAGUUAAACAAUGUCAUGGACACACAGAUUGCUUAUUCUCUUUUAGAGGAACAAGAAGGACGGACGAGAUUGCCUGAUGACAACAUAUCAUUUGUCGGCCUCCUUGCAGAUCCACGCUAUUGCGGAAUAUCUUACCAGGAGAAGGAAGAAGUUCGUCUCCUCCUUAGGCAGGAUCCCAAGUUUUGGAAAUACAGACCAUUAUCUGAGCUCAUGGUCCGUGCAGCUGCAGAUGAUGUCCGCUUUCUUCUAUACAUCUACCACAUGAUGAUGAAGAAACUGAAUGAACGAUCCUUGUGGCACCUUGCAGUUCGUGGAGCUCUGUAUUGCCGAUGUUUCUGCAUCAACGAUAAUAACUAUGCUGAUUGGCCAUCUAUUCCUCCUAUUCCAGAUAACUUGAUGGUGGAGGGGGAUGCUCCUGAAGAAGAAAUACUUUCAAUUCUGGAUGUUCCGCAAGGGAAGAUGGGACGUGUCAUUGGAAGAAAAGGGGUUUCCAUCUUGUCAAUUAAGGAGUCUUGCAAUGCGGAAAUUCAUUUUGGGGGUGCCAAGGGCCCACCGGACAAGGUAUUCAUCUUAGGGCCCGUGAGGCAGGUGAGGAAAGCGGCAGCCAUGCUGAGGGGAAGAAUGAUGGAUUGAUAUUUGAUGUCUUGUAGGGCUCUCCUCUCAAAAACUAGAACUGAAAACUGUUAUCAGAAUGAUCUUUAAACUCCUUACACCGUUUGUGUUUUGCCUUAUCUUCCUAUAUUUUGUACAGCCGUCACUGUUUUUACCCAUUGAGUUAGAACUUCUUUGAUCUGAUUGCUGAAAA
Gossypium raimondii (Peruvian cotton) is the source of this 1299-nucleotide messenger RNA. RefSeq lists its product as uncharacterized. Gene Ontology annotation, biological process: nucleobase-containing compound metabolic process. Bases 108 to 1127 code for a protein of 339 amino acids. The transcript is spliced from 10 exons. The record is from RefSeq and is a predicted model, not a curated record. Gene Ontology annotation, molecular function: 3'-5' exonuclease activity; RNA binding. Lineage: Eukaryota; Viridiplantae; Streptophyta; Magnoliopsida; Malvales; Malvaceae.